UUGGUUUCACAUACACCAGUGGCUCAUGCCCAAGCAAAACCCAAACCAACUCUGAGAGUGAAUCAGCAGAGCGCCAUCUACACUGGAGACACUAUCACUCUGAGCUGUGACCUGCAAUGGACGACUCCAUGGGAGUUUCUCUAUUAUAAUCAGUGGAUACAGAUUCUAAACAGUGAACCUGUAAAUUUAUUUAAAGUUAGGGUCGAUAAAGCAGGGGAAACAGCGUACCUGUGUCGCGCACGUAGGAGAUCCAAAUUUCACUACUCCAUGUACUACUAUAACAACUACUACUACACAGAAUACAGUGAACCUCUCAAGAUUACAGUAAGAGAGAGACCACAGGCAGUACUGACUGUAGCUCCACAGAACUGGCUGACUGAAGGACAUCGGUCAACUGUCAACAUCACAGUGCAUGAUGGUGAUGUGAUCCUGGAGAGUCCUCUCUAUCCUGUGACUGAGGGAGAUCCUCUGACUCUACGUUGUUUAUAUCGCGACACCAAACCCUUAAACCUCCGAGCUGAUUUCUAUAAAGAUGGAUCAGUCGUCCAGAACCAGACUACAGGAGAGAUGAUCAUCCAUAAAGUCUCAAAGUCAGAUGAAGGAUUCUACUACUGUAAAUACACAGAGAGAGGAGCAUCACUGAACAGCUGGAUCUCAGUCAGACGUCCAUCACAUGUAGAAGCUCCAUUCUCAGUGCUCAUGCUGAUCAGUAGUGUAGUGACGGCAUCUCCAUAUCUGCUGAUCACCAUCAUUCUGCUGGUCAAAUGUUACAGAGCUCGAGCUCACACUGAUGAAGACAGAAUUGAGAAUCAGUCAUAGAAGAGUAAACAAAGAUCAUCUAUUAAAAGAGGAUGCAUUCACUGUCAAAUCAUUUCAUUAUUGCACAUUCUUUAGUGUUUUGUUGGGAUUUUAAAAUAAUACUGAUUUGUCAUUUUAAUGCCAUGAUGUUAUUUGCAUCUUAUAGACAUCAUUGUUGUUCUGAAUGGAUUUAUUUAGCUGAAGCCUGCAAAACUCUUCAUGAGGUAAAAGUUACCAUGUGUGCAGUCUGAAAUAAAGCCUACAUGCUGCUUAAGCAAAACAAAGUAAACAAUAUGUGGAAAUAUUCUCUACAAAUAUUUUGUUCAAGAGAAAAUGUUAAUGCAUUGACUGAGGGUUGAGUUGUGCUUCUGCAAAAUACCAUGUGGGAAAUAAAUGUGUCUGCUGUUUAAGUGAGUUUAAUACCAACAUGGUGACCUGCACAAUCAGGUGUGUUGUGUGCUAGGACAUGCACUAGUGAGAUAUGCUUAAUUUCACAAGAAUUUUAUGGUUUAA
Molecule: messenger RNA, 1311 nt
Organism: Silurus meridionalis
Lineage: Eukaryota; Metazoa; Chordata; Actinopteri; Siluriformes; Siluridae
Product: high affinity immunoglobulin gamma Fc receptor I-like
Exons: 6
Coding region: 268-819 (183 amino acids)
Biological process (GO): cell surface receptor signaling pathway
Molecular function (GO): transmembrane signaling receptor activity
Source: RefSeq, a predicted model, not a curated record